This is a messenger RNA of Cavia porcellus (domestic guinea pig), 4375 nucleotides long. RefSeq names its product zinc finger DHHC-type palmitoyltransferase 5 (gene Zdhhc5). NCBI's taxonomy places the organism in Eukaryota, Metazoa, Chordata, Mammalia, Rodentia, Caviidae. Gene Ontology annotation, molecular function: palmitoyltransferase activity. The transcript is spliced from 12 exons. The record is from RefSeq and is a predicted model, not a curated record. Gene Ontology annotation, cellular component: plasma membrane. Bases 1310 to 3460 code for a protein of 716 amino acids. Gene Ontology annotation, biological process: protein palmitoylation.
AGGUGGGGGCUGUGGGUGAAUGAGAGAGUGAACGGAGGCGGGCGCGGCGGCGCGAGCCUCAUGAAUGAGAGGAACGUGCUCCGCGAGAGACGCCGCGCGCGCCCGGGCUGGGGAGCCAAUGGAAACGCCGGGAGGACUCGAGCCCUGGCACUGAGGGUUGCGGCCGCGCGCCUGCACGAAGGCGAGUGUCGCGCGCGGGAACGCUCAGGAGCGGGGCGGGCGUGGAGCGUGCGGGGGCCGCGCGCUGCCUCUUCUCUUAGCGGCCGGACGGCACUGCCGGGAAGCGGCGGUGACAACGAAGGCGGCGGUGACGGGCGCCGCGCCGCGGGUAAGGCACCGUAACCCCGCACAGCUCUGCAUCUGCGAAGAGGAAGAUCAGAGACACCGAGAAACCUGGAGACUGGGACAUCUUUGGAGCUCGACCUUUACCCACAGUGCCCUGUUACAAUCUCAUCAAGUGGGAGCUGUUCCUCAUCUGUCUGCUCACUGGGCAGAGCAUGGCUUCACGGAUUUUAAGUUUCCCUUUAGUUUUGCGUGAACUCUGUGGGAAACAGAGCCCUUGAAAGGAUCAGGAAUAGCAGGAAGAGUCUGAAGACGGCUGGGCUCACUGUUUGUCCUCCCCCUUCAAAGAAAAGGAUUUACAACUCAGCCCUGGAACAGCUGUUGUCUAGCAUUGGCCAUCAGGAGAGAAAUAAAUAAAAUUAAGGCCCUGUUGCCAGACGGCAGCCCUGGUAAAGUCAAGGUGUGGGAGCAGCGGCCACAGGAAGCCUGCCCAGCCGAGACAAGGGCUGAAGUCAAACGAGUUCCUCCUGAACGCCUUGGGUGCCCUGGCUUCGCCUUGAGUUUCAAGGUGGGCGCAGCUGUAGGUGCCCUGGCUGAGGAGUUCCCACUGGGUCUGCUGUAGAUUGUGUGCGGAGCUGACACCCUUUUCUCCUGAAGCCCAGCCUUGUCCAUGCACUGGUCCUUGUGUACUUGACCUUCCAUCUCGGCCACCUGUGCCUCGCUGCGUGAACACAGCCUGCAUUCCCAGCCUGAGCUUCCGACCACCUGGAUCUGACCUGCCCCUCAGCCUUACUCCUGGGAACCACGCAGCUCUGCAGCCGCCUUUGCCCUCCCGUGCGUGUGUGUACUUUCCCCGCUCCGGGACCUCGGACCGCAGUGUUCCCGGGAGGGGAGGGUGCUACUUUGGUGUCUCCGGGCUUUCUGGGUUGGCGCCCUCUCUGCCACCCCGUGCCCUGUUUCCUGUCUGUCCUGCCGCCGCGCGUGCCUGGGCUAUGCGGCAGGGCAGCUCUCCCUUCACAGCUCCACCAUGCCCUCAGAGUCUGGAAAGAGGUUCAAACCCAGCAAGUACGUCCCAGUCUCCGCAGCUGCCGUCUUCUUAGUGGGCGCCACCACUCUCUUCUUCGCCUUUACGUGUCCAGGACUGAGCCUGUAUGUGUCACCUGCAGUGCCCAUCUACAAUGCCAUCAUGUUUCUCUUUGUGCUGGCCAACUUCAGCAUGGCUACCUUCAUGGACCCAGGGAUCUUCCCUCGAGCGGAGGAGGAUGAGGACAAAGAGGAUGACUUCCGAGCUCCCCUGUACAAAACAGUGGAGAUCAAGGGCAUCCAGGUGCGCAUGAAGUGGUGCGCCACCUGUCGUUUCUACCGGCCGCCGCGCUGCUCCCACUGCAGCGUCUGUGACAACUGUGUGGAGGAGUUCGACCACCACUGCCCCUGGGUGAAUAACUGCAUCGGACGCCGGAACUACCGCUACUUCUUCCUCUUCCUCCUCUCCCUGACGGCCCACAUCAUGGGCGUGUUUGGCUUUGGCCUCCUGUAUGUCCUCUACCACUUGGAAGAGCUCUCAGGCGUCCGCACGGCUGUCACUAUGGCAGUAAUGUGUGUGGCAGGCUUGUUCUUCAUCCCCGUCGCGGGCCUCACGGGAUUUCACGUGGUGCUGGUGGCCAGGGGACGCACAACCAAUGAGCAGGUUACGGGUAAAUUCCGGGGCGGUGUGAACCCCUUUACCAAUGGCUGCUGUAACAAUGUCAGCCGUGUGCUCUGCAGCUCGCCAGCGCCUCGGUAUUUGGGGAGACCAAAGAAGGAGAAGACGAUUGUCAUCAGACCUCCUUUCCUUCGGCCAGAAGUGUCGGAUGGGCAGAUCACGGUGAAGAUCAUGGAUAAUGGCAUCCAAGGGGAGCUGAGGAGGACGAAGUCCAAGGGCAGCCUGGAGAUCACAGAAAGCCAGUCAGCAGAUGCAGAGCCGCCGCCGCCACCCAAACCAGACCUGAGCCGCUACACAGGGCUGCGCACGCACCUCAGCCUGGCCCCGCAUGAGGACAGCAGCCUGUUGGGUAAGGACAGCCCACCGACGCCCACCAUGUACAAGUACCGGCCGGGUUACAGCAGCAGCAGCGCAUCGGCUGCCAUGCCGCACUCCUCCAGCGCCAAGCUGAGCCGUGGGGACAGCCUGAGGGAGCCCACCUCCAUCGCGGAGAGCAGCCGCCAUCCCAGCUACCGCUCGGAGCCCAGCCUGGAGCCUGAGAGCUUCCGGUCCCCGACCUUUGGCAAGAGCUUUCACUUCGACCCUCUCUCCAGUGGUUCCCGUUCCUCCAGCCUCAAGUCAGCCCAGGGCACAGGCUUUGAGCUGGGUCAGCUGCAGUCCAUCCGCUCUGAGGGCACCACCUCCACGUCCUACAAGAGCCUGGCCAACCAGACACGUAACGGCAGCCUGUCCUACGACAGCCUCCUCACGCCGUCGGACAGCCCCGAUUUUGAGUCAGUACAGGCUGGGCCAGAGCCCGAGCCACCGCUGGGUUACACCUCACCCUUCCUGUCUGCGCGCCUGGCCCAGCAGCGUGAGGCUGAGCGGCACCCGCGCCUGGCGCCCACUGGCCCACCCCGUGAGCCAUCCCCCGUCCGAUACGACAAUCUGUCGCGCCACAUUGUGGCCUCGCUGCAGGAACGGGAGAAGCUGCUGCGCCAGUCACCACCACUGCCGGGCCCAGGCCGUGAGGAGGCCGCUGGUGUGGGGGAUUCUGGUGCACAGCCAACGCCGGGCUCCGGGCAUGUGCCACGUACCGGUGUCACCCCUGAUGAGGCCAAGCACUCACCGCUGGCCAAGACUCCAUUGGGCCGCCCCACUGCGCCCCGCUUCGGGAAGCCCGAGGGGCACCGGGGCCGUGGCUUAGGGUCUCCUGAUCCGGGUCCAGCCGCCCCAUUCCUGGGCAGGUCCACUACUUACAGCAGCCAAAAAGCUCCAGCCGGCGUCUCGGAGGCGGAGGAGGUGGCUCUGCAGCCCCUACUGACCCCCAAAGACGAAGUGCAGCUAAAGAGCGCCUACAGCAAAUCCAAUGGGCAGCCGAAGAGCAUGGGCCCGGCCUCACCCGGCCCAGGGCAGGCACCACUCAGCAGCCCCACUCGGGGCGGUGUGAAGAAGGUGUCUGGGGUGGGCGGCACCACCUACGAGAUCUCUGUGUGAGCCGCGCCACACCUGCUCGCCUGCCUACACCAAAGGGCCCUGCCGCCUCUCUGCGGGCGCCCUCGCCCAUGUGCAGUGAAACCUCGGAGGGCGGACGGGCGGAUGGACACAUGGAGGGCCGCCCCCACCAGCCUCAGUGGACUUGUGCAAUGCUCGCUCUGGAGGGAACCAGAUCAUUUUUAAACCAGAAAUUUUUUUUAUUAUUGUUACGGAUUCUAUUUUUUUCCUCUUCUGCGUUACCAGGUGUGUGUGUACAUAUAUAUAUAUAUUAUAUAUAUUAUAAAUAUCAAAGAAAUUAUAUAUCUAUCCUGGGCUGGGAAGAUGGGGAGGGCUCUGUACGUCGGGGUGGCACUCUGCCCUCUCCUCAGCCGGCAGGAAGACAGUUGCCUUCUUUCUUGCCGAGGCUCCCUGCCCCCGUCACCACCUAGGAACCAACAUCCUCAGUGGGUGCCGUGACAGGCAGGAGCAGGGCCUGGGCCUGGCAAGCGUAGGUGAGGUGGGACGAGGGGCUUCUGGGCCCCCCUGGGAAGGGCCACAGCUCUGGACACACGGCUGGCAGGGUGCGGGGUCCGGUCUGCCCCUUCUGGGGAGAGCAGGGGCUCAUGAGCCCCUCCAAAAGCUCUCCAGCUUACAUGGUUAAUGUAAUUUUAAAUCAAAGGACAGGAGUAAAGAAUCCAAAAAGCAAUAUUUUUAAUCACAUGCCAAAAACUGGGGAUGAGAGAAGGAGUGGCAGGCCCAGGCCCUUCCGUCUUCCCCGGGGGGUUUGCCCCUCGGUCCAGCCCAGAUGUGCUGGGUAGAGAGGAUGCUGGGUUCUGACUCUACGAGGGAAGGCCCAGCCUCCGCACAGAGGCCCAUUUAUUUUUUAUUCUGAUUAGCCAUUUUAAACCAAUGAGGAAUAAAGAAAUCCUGCUCUCA